Molecule: messenger RNA, 1692 nt
Organism: Diceros bicornis minor
Lineage: Eukaryota; Metazoa; Chordata; Mammalia; Perissodactyla; Rhinocerotidae
Gene: RAB28
Product: RAB28, member RAS oncogene family
Exons: 7
Coding region: 169-834 (221 amino acids)
Cellular component (GO): endosome; Golgi apparatus
Molecular function (GO): GTP binding; GTPase activity
Source: RefSeq, a predicted model, not a curated record
GCGAGUGAUUCUCUCCUGGUACCUUCAGUGGCCGCUGAGACACCGGGGCGGGGGGUCCUGCCCCCACUGCCGCCCUUCCUCCUCUCCUCCGCCCCCGGAGACCCCCCUCCUUCCCUUUCUUCCUCUACCUCGGGGGGAGGGGGAGGCGGGCCCGCUUCCCGGGACACCAUGUCGGACUCUGAGGAGGAGAGCCAGGACCGGCAACUGAAAAUCGUCGUGCUGGGGGACGGCACCUCCGGGAAGACCUCCUUAGCUACGUGUUUUGCUCAAGAAACCUUUGGGAAACAGUACAAACAAACUAUAGGACUGGAUUUCUUUUUGAGAAGAAUAACAUUGCCAGGAAACUUGAAUGUUACUCUUCAAGUUUGGGAUAUAGGAGGGCAGACAAUAGGAGGCAAGAUGUUGGAUAAAUAUAUCUAUGGAGCACAGGGAAUCCUCUUGGUAUAUGAUAUUACAAAUUACCAAAGCUUUGAGAAUUUAGAAGACUGGUAUUCUGUGGUGAAGAAGGUGAGCGAGGAGUCAGAAACUGAGCCGCUGGUUGCCUUGGUGGGCAAUAAAAUUGAUUUGGAGCAUAUGCGAACAGUAAAACCUGAAAAACACUUACGGUUUUGCCAGGAAAAUGGUUUUAGUAGCCACUUUGUCUCAGCAAAGACAGGAGACUCUGUCUUCCUGUGUUUUCAGAAAGUUGCUGCUGACAUCCUUGGAAUCAAGUUAAACAAAGCAGAAAUAGAACAGUCACAGAGGGUGGUGAAGGCAGAUAUUGUAAACUACAACCAGGAACCUAUGUCAAGAACUGUUAACCCUCCUAGAAGCUCUAUGUGUGCAGUUCAGUGAGUGCAUUUUUCUUUUGUAUUGAUAGUUCUGGCUGCCCUUUGCCUCUGUGUGGGCCCUAGGACCUCUAGGAACUUGUUUUAUCAGUGACCAUCUCUGUAGUUCAGUUAACACUUUCCUCCCAACUUGCUUCAUCAUUAAGUGUUGCCUCACAGCCGCAGGCAGCUCCUUGGACUGGAAAGAAUUCAACUUUGGGACCACACACUUUGAAUUCAAAAUGGAAAGCCCAUUCUCUGAAAUUAGACUGCUUCAUUGAAAAAGAAUAAUGUUGGUUCUCUUUAUGUCCUCACUUCUUUUUUCCCUGAUGUAAAUUUUUUUAAACAAACACGAAAACUAUCCAAGUCUUGAUUAUCAGCCAGGAUUUUGCCACAGUACAGUUUCAUUCUCUUAUCUGAACUCAUACAUGGCCAAGUAUGCUUCAGAGUGCGAACAUUUAAACAAGUAAUAUAUUUUAUUUACAGAUACUUAAGAAGGCAUUCUUUUGCUAUCUAUUGUGAGUGAACAUAUAUAAAGCUGUAUCUAACUGAAAAUGCUUGAAAUAAAGCUGUAAUAGAAAUAUUUUUUUCAUUUUUUAAAAAAGGGCCUAAAUUGUCUAUAUUGUAGCUGUAGCUCACAAAGUAGUGAGUAUUUGAUAUUGUAUUUUUAUUACUGUAUCAUGGUCAUUAUGUAUUGUGUAAUAUUCAGGUUAGAUGGCUUUAUGAAUUUUGAUAAAUGUUCAGCUAAUUCUCCACAUGGACUUUCUACUGCAAACUGCUUAAGAGUACUCCCAGAAUGAGUUAUGACUAUUGUUGGAUCAUUGUGGAUCAGACUGUACCUGAUGUUCAGAUGUUUUUCUCCUGCAAAUAAAUUUAUUUAAAUUAC